This is a messenger RNA of Hippocampus zosterae (dwarf seahorse), 1360 nucleotides long. It is a transcript of the gene tomm34, whose product is annotated as translocase of outer mitochondrial membrane 34. Lineage: Eukaryota; Metazoa; Chordata; Actinopteri; Syngnathiformes; Syngnathidae. Gene Ontology annotation, cellular component: mitochondrion; cytosol. Bases 243 to 1211 code for a protein of 322 amino acids. Gene Ontology annotation, molecular function: heat shock protein binding. The transcript has 8 exons. The record is from RefSeq and is a predicted model, not a curated record.
CACAGCCGGCAGGAGAGUUCCGGACACGCCGCCCCCACUGCUCACCCUCCACUGCAUUUAGCACAAUCAGUUCCAGCGCGACCACGACAAAACUAACAACCAAAAGGGAGAAAAGAAAACAGGCCGGGGAGGAAUGACUGUGCCGCUUACGUUAGCGAGUUAAUUAUAUUUUCAAACGUUACGCGCCGCCCGCCAACUUCUGUCGCUUAAUCCGCCAUCUCGUCCGAAACCGGAACGUCAGAAUGACUUCGAAAGUGAAGCAGUGGGCCGAGCUCAAACUAGCCGGCAAUGAGUGCUUCAAGGCCGGCCAGUACGGAGAGGCUACCCGCAUCUACAGCCUGGCCAUCAGCGAGCUACACAAGUCUAAUCCAAAGAACGUGGAGGAUUUGAGCGUGUUGCACUCCAACCGCGCCGCCAGCUACCUCAAAGAAGGAAACUGUGCCGAAUGUCUCAAGGACUGUAACCUUUCUCUGGAGUUGGUGCCGUUCAACGUGAAGUCUUUAUUGCGCCGGGCCGCCGCCUCAGAAGCUCAGGAGCGGUACCGCCAGGCCUACGUGGACUACAAGACUGCACUGCAACUGGACACGCACCUCGUGGCCGCGCACGAGGGAGCAAACAGGAUGACAAAAGCAUUGACGGAGGUCGACGGUCCGUCGUGGCGAGAGAAGCUCCCCACCAUCCCAGUCGUCCCCCUGGCGGUCCGAGAGAAGCUCAGCCGAGGGCCCCCUACCGCGCCGCCGCAACACAACGGCAUCGCACAGAACCACAAUCUAGCCGCUGAGGAGGAUCUCCAGCGAGCCAGGUUGCUUAAGGAGGAAGGAAAUGCACUGGUUAAGAAAGGGGCGCACGCCCAGGCUGCCGAAAAGUACACGCAGAGCAUCUUCCACUACGGCAAAGAGGCCGCCACCUUCACCAACCGGGCAUUGUGCUACUUGGCGCUGAAACGCUACCACGAUGCGGUCAGCGACUGCGGAGCAGCGCUCGCCGUCGACGGCGCCAACGUCAAGGCGCUCUACCGACGAGCGCAGGCGUACAAGGAGCUCAAGGAAAUGAAAAGUUGCAUCCGAGACCUGAACAAGCUCCUGGAGAUUGAGCCAAACAACACUGCCGCCAUCAAGCUGCUGCAGGAAGUGCAACAGCAGGAACAACAACAACAACAACCUCCGCAGGAGAAGAAGAAGAAGAGCAAGACCAAGAAGAGUAAAAGGUGAAAGAAAAUGAUCCAGGGCUACCCCAAUUGCCAUGAGGGUGCAGAGGCAUCAGUUUUUUUCCUUAAUCAUUUUGUGGUUUUAUUCAAGCAAAGUCAAAACAGUCACAAUCACGUGCACACGUUAAGCAAUAAAACCAUCAUACAAGCAAA